AUGGACACCUGGGAAUUGAGCAACCGCUUUGCAAUCCUCCAGCGAGACGCUACGGACCCUCCCCCUCCGCCAGCGCCAGCAGUGCGUUCCUACGCCGCUGCAGCAGCCGCAGCCCGCCCAGAUGCGCCUUCCGAACCGCCAGCAGCGCCCCGCGUUUCCGCUCCCUCAAAAACCCGCGCCCCGCACCUCCCUCAUUGCCGGCACCGCGGACCUCCCCGCGACGCACUUCCUCCGCGCCCUCCCCGAGCACCGUAUCCUCCCCUGCAUGCGCAAGAUGAUGGUCAGCUCGUCCCUCAACCCCUCGACCCUCGUCUAUGCCCGUCGCAUGGAGAAAGGCGACGUACAACUCGUCACUCGCGGACCCUCGGCUGCCGACCUCCUCCGCCGCGCCCUCUCCGCCUACUCGGCCGAGAUCUUGGUGAAGAUGCCGGUCGAGGCAACGUUGUUGGUGCUGCACUGGGUGCCGGUCGAUGCGGACGAGGUGGAGGUGCGAGAGAAGGUAGAGGAGUGGGUCGGCAAGGAGGGGAAGGUUGCCGGAGCCAGGUGGCUGUCGCGGCGGGCGGACAAGUCGUAUGGGUCGUGAUUGGUGGAGCUGUGCAACGCGGAGGACGUCAGCGUGAUCCUGCGCGAGGCAGUCUGCCAGCUCAGACCCGGAGUGUGGGUAGAAAUGGAGAGGGCCAAGUCGGUGGCGGAGAGGAGAGCCGAAGCGAGCCAGCGGGCAAACAGGGCGAACGCACCCCUCAAUCCCGACACCCGCACAUCCACCCCGGUCCACAACUCCGCCGCUCCCUUCCCCUUGCCCGAUCCGACCAUCCCAGCCCCGCCUCGCACGCCACCCCGCUCGACUGGGUACGCAACAAUGGUCUCCGGGUUCCUCGGCACGACGGCGAGCCGAACAACUCGUCGCGGAUGAUGGUCGACGAGUCCUCAGCCGACGGCCCUUCCCGCUUCCUCGAGACGCCGUCGAGGGCAUCCCUGCUCCCCCUCCCUCGUUUGCCGACCCCGACAGUCAAUGACCUGCGACCCGAGCCAGUGGCGGACUGGUCGAUGGAUGUGGAAGAAGAAGGGGGCGGAAGGGAGGCGAGAGGCGAGUCGGAGGGGGAGGAGGACGUGUCGACGGAGACGGAUGGAGCGGCGCAGCCGGGUGCGGGAGGCGUGAGCGAGAGGGACGGAAGGAAGACGGAAGAGAAGAGGAGCGAGGCGAAGAAAGGGGAGGGCGAGGAAGCGCCGAAGGGGAGGGAGUCGAGGAGGCUGGCGCUGAGGGAGAAGAACCUGUUGCAGACCGAAGGAGUGCGUCGUCUUAUCGUCCGAGGACGAGUUGCUCCUCCGCCCCAACCCGCCGCCGCCGCCUUCGCAAGUGAGGAGGACGACGAAGACGAGCCUCCGCUUAUGAGCGAGCUCGUCAUCGUCACGUAUAACAUCCAACGCAGUCCACUCGUGUGGACGCAACUCGUCAACUCGCCUGCACUUCGGCGAGUCGACGUCCUCCUCCUCCAAGAAGUGCCCCGCUCCCCCCAUCCUUUGCCGCGCGGCUGGUCCCUCGUCCUCCCUCCGCCCGUCACAUACACAACCGACGAGCCAACUCACCCUCGAUCCGCCGCGCUCCUCGCCCCUCGCUUUCCACCCUCCUCCUUCUCGCAACUCCCGAUCGCGUCGAGAGACGUUGUCGGCGUCCAUCUGCGAGUCAACGAACACGAGUCAGUACGAGUUGUCGGGGUGUACAAUCCGUGUGCAGGCGGCCGCUCUCCGCCAAACCGCUCAGUCCGAGACGUCCUCCAUGCCGUCCUCGCCUCGUCGCCGGCUCAGAGCACCCUCGUCGUCGCCGGCGACUUCAAUCUCCAUCAUCCCGCCUGGGACCCGUCUGUCCUCGAAGCCGUCAACGAGGCUGAAGAUGCGCGACUCACCUUCAAGGACGCUGGACUUGUCCACCUGCAUGAGGCGAGCGAGGCAACCUGGUCGUCGUCGAGGUCGAGUUGGGUGCUCGACCUGGUGCUGGUGAAUCUGCGCUCGGAGGAACGACUCGUCAGCUCAGCUGUCCACGAGAAGCUCGAGUGCGGAUCGGAUCACCGCCCAAUACGCACCAUCCUUGCGGUUGAACGAGCAGAGUGCCCGCCGGCCUACCCUCGUCGCCUUUUCCGCAAAGCCGACCCCUCAGCUAUCCUACGCUCCUUCUCAAAGCUCGCCUCCUCAUCCACCGCCCCUGAGGCCCUCCUUACACCAGCCGACAUCGAUGCCGAGGCCGAGGUCCUGAACUCGCUUCUCCGCGAGACCGUCUCGGCCGCCAUCCCGCUGGCCAAGCCGGCGCGUUCACGCUUCGCGCACAGGUGGUGGAACGCUGAAGUCGCAGCAGCCGUCGAGGAGGCGAGGCGAGCGCGGACUCGCGCGUAUCGACUGAAGGCGAGAAGAGGCGAGGGAGAGGAAGGAGAGAGGGAACUGGCGAUACGGAAGGCGCGGAUGGCGACGAAUAAGGCGAAGGCAGUGAUCCGGCGAGAGAAGAGACGAGCGGAACGGGCGGAAGUCGAGGAAGUUGAUGAGGCAUCGUUGUGGAAGGUGGUGAAGAGGAGAUUGGGGGAGGGAGGAUCAGCCGCCACGUUGACUCCGCCACUCAAGAAGGAGGACAGGACGUACGCGUCGUCGCCGAUUGACAAGCUGGCGCUCCUCCAACCUGUCCUGCUGCCGGUGGUUGAGGCGCCAGAGGUCGAAGUCGUCGUGGAUGUCGAGCAGGCCGCCUACAAGGGGAAUGGGAGGACCGUCAGCGGGGUACAAGUAGGUCACCAGUUUAUUGUCCUACCCGCUACGAGUCCAACAGACGACGGCCACGCGAGUGAGCACAAACGCACCUUCGCAGAGUCGCCCACCGGUCUCGCCAGCCGAGUCGACCUGGACGCCGCCAGCGAUGACGACAAGGUCGAUUGCGAAUGGCCGGACCUGCAGGAGCACGAGGUCGAGUCAGCGCUCCGUCUCGCGCGCCCUUUCGCCGCUGCCGGCCCCAACGGGAUCCCCAACUCCGUCCUCCAAGCCACCUGGCCUGCGCUCAAGACCCGCCUUGUCCCGCUCCUCGCCGCGUCGCUCCGCCUCGGACACCUCCCGACAAGUUGGCGCGAUGCGACCGGCGUUGUCUUGAAGAAACCAAAGAAGGAGGACUACUCCCUCACCAAGUCGUAUCGGUUGAUCUGCUUCGAGCGCUGCAUCAGCAAGCUACUCGAGUCAUGA
This is a messenger RNA of Rhodotorula toruloides NP11, 3213 nucleotides long. Its product is annotated as reverse transcriptase. Lineage: Eukaryota; Fungi; Basidiomycota; Microbotryomycetes; Sporidiobolales; Sporidiobolaceae. Gene Ontology annotation, molecular function: catalytic activity. The transcript is spliced from 2 exons. The record is from RefSeq and is a predicted model, not a curated record. The coding region runs from base 1 to 3213 and encodes 1070 amino acids.